Messenger RNA from Lasiosphaeria miniovina, 1711 nucleotides. Its product is annotated as DNA polymerase subunit Cdc27. Gene Ontology annotation, cellular component: nucleus; delta DNA polymerase complex. Gene Ontology annotation, molecular function: DNA-directed DNA polymerase activity. Lineage: Eukaryota; Fungi; Ascomycota; Sordariomycetes; Sordariales; Lasiosphaeriaceae. The coding region runs from base 130 to 1497 and encodes 455 amino acids. The transcript is spliced from 6 exons. The record is from RefSeq and is a predicted model, not a curated record. Gene Ontology annotation, biological process: DNA replication; nucleotide-excision repair, DNA gap filling; DNA strand elongation involved in DNA replication.
GUCUCUCGACGCGACCCCACCACCAGAAACAAGACGAGCAGAAAGAAUCGAUAUUCGAAAACAGCGCCCAAGCGCAGCACAGGUCAGCACAGCGCAGCACGAGGCCUGCUGAGAGCCCAGAGUCCUAAAAUGGACGACUACAAGAAAUUCUUGACUGAGAAUGUUGUUGCCGAGGACAAAGUGAUCACGUAUCGGCUGCUGAGCCGCGUCUUGAAGGUCAAUGUGAAUGUUGCAAAGCAGAUGCUGUAUGAUUUUCACAAAACUCAGAAUGAGAAACGCCCAGGUGUCGUGCAUGCCACAUAUCUAGUCUACGGCAUCAAGGCGUCCACCGGGGCUGUAUCCCAGUCGCAGAAUGGUGCAGAUGGCGAUGUCGAGAUGGCAAGCUCCAUGCCAGAUGUUGAGUCGCUGGCCGAGGUGGUCCCGACUUUCACUCUCUCUCUCAUCCCUGAGGAACAACUCAAAGAUGCCCUUGCCGACUUUGAAGACGUAUCUUCGAUCCAUGUCUACAGUGUUGGACCUCAUCCGACAAAGGACAUGGCUUUACUCGCGGAUGUUGCUCAAGAGGUUUUGACUCUUAAUGGCGCCGACGAGCGCAAGGCUUCUGGCACCAUCGCCAACUCCCACGUGCGCCAAAGGGAGCGCAAGGGCGGAGCAAGCGUUGCGGCUGCUGUUGCUGCGAAGCCGUCUGUGAAGCCGUCUGUAAAGCCGGCUUUGAAGCAGGAGGCAAAGAAGGAGUCGAAGCCAUCAUUUUUCAAGCCAGCUCCAUCGUCAACGUCAACGUCACCGCCGGAGCCAGCGCCUCCCAAGGUCAAGGAGGAAGCAAAGCCUGCGCAGCAGUCGGCUGAGACUGAGAAAGCGGCACCAUCAGCACCAGCCAAGAAGCCCACCCCGGCUCUAAAACGUGGCGGGUCUGGUGGAAUCAUGCAGGCCUUCUCCAAGACAGCGACAAAGGUGAAGAAAGAAGCGACAUCGCAGCCCGCUGCUCCAAGCGCUGAUGGCUCGAGCGUCCAGCCGCUGUCAGAUGACGGAGAGGAUGACUCGGAGAUGCCACUGCCAAAGCACCGGAAUGUCACCGAGAUGAGCCAGAGCAAGAAAAUGAGAGAGGAAGAGCUGAGGCGAAUGAUGGAGGACGAUGAUGAGGAAGAAGAACAGGACGAAGAAGAGAAAGCGGCGUCUGAGGACGAGCCAAUGGAGGAGCCGCCAGUAGAACUAGAGCCUCCAAAGGAGGAGCCAGAGGUCGUGACGGCGUCCAGUGGCGGCCGACGGCGUGGAAAGAGAAAGAUCAUGAGAAAGAAGCAGAUUAUGGACGAUGAUGGGUACCUAGUUACCAUACAGGAGCCCGGUUGGGAGUCUUUCUCGGAAGACGAGAUUGCCGCAAAGCCGAAGCCAAAGGUGGCAAGCUCGGCCGCCGCUCCCGCGCCAGCGGCUGCGAAGGGCAAGAAGAGCGAGCCGAAAGGAAGCCAGGGCAAUAUCAUGUCCUUCUUUUCCAAGAAGUGACCGCCGAUCUUAUGUAAUUUCCCAGACCGGUACGCUGAUUAAUGUUAUGCGCAUGUCAUCACAUUGGACAAAGUCACUAGAGUUAUAGUUAUUGAGUUGCUUGUUUGAGUGUAGUCUUCGCUCAAUCGUUGAAGCAUGGGGCUGUGGGAGAUCGUGCUAUAACCUAACCUACAACCUUCCAUGCGUCUUUCUUGAAAUCCAGUGUUUAUGUCAC